Salvelinus fontinalis (brook trout) is the source of this 4756-nucleotide messenger RNA. RefSeq names its product protein transport protein Sec24B-like. Gene Ontology annotation, molecular function: zinc ion binding; SNARE binding. The record is from RefSeq and is a predicted model, not a curated record. The coding region runs from base 376 to 3954 and encodes 1192 amino acids. Gene Ontology annotation, biological process: endoplasmic reticulum to Golgi vesicle-mediated transport; COPII-coated vesicle cargo loading; intracellular protein transport. NCBI's taxonomy places the organism in Eukaryota, Metazoa, Chordata, Actinopteri, Salmoniformes, Salmonidae. The transcript has 24 exons. Gene Ontology annotation, cellular component: COPII vesicle coat; endoplasmic reticulum exit site.
CAAAAUAGACAACUUUAGCCAGUUAGCGUGGAUGCUUGAUUGCGGUUGUGAGGUCAGAACUCUCAGAGCAAUCCUAAUUCUCCGCAGAGCGUCCAGUGUGCGCUCUGAAAAUACGAACAGACAUUUUAACAGCGCACUGAAUUUACGAACUCUAACACACUGGAGACAAUUUACGAACGCGCCCAAAUCGCCUCAAUUGGGAUGAACCUCAUAGCUAGACAGCAAGCCGAGUAGGAGAUAGCUACGGCAGGGGGUUCACAAAAAACACCAGACGAACACCUAGCUAAUGGGAAUAGUACUGCCCUUGGUGACAGCCUUUCAUGUGUCUUUGUCACGCUGUGCCUUUCUGUUGAUAAAGGACAGUGGGACCAAGAGAUGUCUGCGCCGGGUUUUACGAGCCUGAAAACCUCUCUCGAUCACAGCUUGAAUUCAACGCCGAAUGGUGGAGCAGCACCCCCCUAUCAGAAUGGUCCAGGAGGGCAGACUUACCCAUCCACAUAUCCUUUGACUGGGUACUAUGGAGCCGGGCCUCAACAGCAGGGCGACCCAACCAUUCCAGGACACUGUGCCCCUGCCCCCCAAAAAGCUCCCAUCACGAACAAUGAUCACAGUGCUUACUGCCACCAGCAGCCGCUGCAGCCCAAUGCUGCACCUACUGUAGCCCCCUCUGCAUAUGGAGCAACCCAAGGCUCCCACCCUCCCUCUCUGCCCUAUGGCACCCCCACCACUCUUCCCACCUCCGCUGCCCCUCCAAACACACAACAUGCACCUUCAUUCCAACAACCAGCCCCCUACGCACAGCCUGGGGCCUACUAUGGACAGCAGCAGUACCCUACCUCCCAAACGCAACACCACCCCCAGCAGCCAAAUUUGGUUUUGGCACACCCCACCAGCCCAGGUGCUCCCCUGUAUCCCAUUGUCUCGUACCCCUCUGUUCCGGGAAGCAGCCAGUACGGUACAUUGCGUUCCUCCCAGGCUCCCACCGGCCCAGCAGCUGUUCCCAAUCUGAUGGGCGCUCCCCUCCACCAGUAUGCCGCAGGAAAUGACACCAAUCACCCAGCAUCUACUGCAGCGGUUCCCCCUGGGUAUAGCAUGGCUCCACUCGGCCAACCAGCCACAGUCAACGGCCAGGGUAAUGCAGUCCAAGCCCCAGUCCUCCAGCACUAUGAUCAAAGUCACCAGGCACCCAUGACACAUGACCACUACGGAGGAGGAGUCACACACAACACUGGGGGUGCUGACAGGGACAUACCACCUUUAGGAAUCCCCUCCACUUCAGUUCAUUCCUCCCCAGGGCAUCAGCAAGGCAUGCACUACGGAUAUUUAGCCAAUAGUGGCGCUAGCUCUGCCAACGCCGCCGCCAACGUUGCCCCCUCGUCAUCCAGCUCCGAUGAGGAUGAGGAGGAGGAGGAUGAGGAAGCAGGCGGGGAUAGUUCCUCAACCACCACCGGCAGUGCGUCCCCGGUGCCCAACAGCUACGACUCCCUGGAAGGCGGCAGCUACCCAGAGUUCUCCAAUCCUCCGUCUGCCGACAUGCCCAAACAGCCAGUCUAUCAGCAGAGGCCGGUCUCCAGGGUAGACUCCUCCCCCUCACACGGCGGGUACAACCAAACUGGCUAUCAGCAUUUGCCACAGCCCUUCCCUAACAUGUCCCAACUGUCUGCGGCCCUUGGGGGACUGAGCGGUGUACCAGAGCUGGAGGUGGAGGCACUGCGGCCUGUCAACCUGCUGCAGGAGAGGAACCUGCUGCCCCACCGGCCCCUGGACGCCCCCGAACCCAACCUCAGCGCUGACCUAAAGAAGGCCAACUGCAGCCCGGACACGUUCAGGUGUACCCUGACCAACAUCCCCCAGACCCAGGCCCUGCUGAAUAAAGCCCGGCUUCCCCUAGGCCUGCUCCUGCACCCCUUCAGAGACCUGGCACAACUCCCAGUGAUCACGUCCAACAUCAUAGUGAGAUGUCGCUCCUGUCGUACCUACAUUAACCCCUUCGUCUCCUUCCUGGACCAGAGGAGAUGGAAAUGCAAUCUCUGUUACAGGGUCAACGAUGUUCCUGAUGAGUUCAUGUAUAACCCAGUGACCCGCUCAUAUGGAGAGCCCCACAAGAGGCCAGAGGUACAGAACUCCACUGUGGAGUUCAUAGCCUCUUCAGAUUACAUGCUGCGUCCCCCUCAGCCUGCAGUGUACCUGUUUGUGCUGGAUGUGUCUCACAACGCGGUGGAGGGAGGCUACCUGAACGUCUUCUGUCACACCCUACUGGAAAACCUGGACAAGAUGCCCGGGGACACUCGCACCCGAGUUGGCUUCAUCACCUUCAACAGCACCAUCCACUUCUACAACCUCCAAGAGAGCCUCUCACAGCCCCAGAUGUUGGUGGUCUCCGACAUCGACGAUCUCUUCAUUCCAACCCACGACAGUCUCCUGGUGAACCUGAAGGAAAGCAGAGCGCUGGUGAGGGUACUGUUGACCUCCCUACACAGCAUGUUUAGCCAGACCAGGGAGACCCACAGUGCCCUGGGCCCGGCGCUGCAGGCUGCCUACAAACUCAUGUCCCCCACGGGGGGCCGCGUCUCCGUGUUCCAGACCCAGCUACCCACACUGGGCGCCGGCCUGUUGCAGUCCCGGGAGGACCCCAACCAGAGGUCCAGCACCAAGGGGGUCCAACACCUGGGCCCAGCCACAGACUUCUACAAGAAGCUGGCCCUGGACUGUUCUGGCCAACAGAUAGGAGUGGACCUGUUCCUCCUCAGCUCCCAGUACUCUGACCUGGCCUCACUAGCCUGUAUGUCUAAGUUCUCAGCGGGCAGUAUCUUCUACUACCCCUCGUUGCACCACGUUCACAACCCGGCCCAGCUGGACAAGUUCCAGAAGGAUCUGGAGCGCUACCUCACCAGGAAGAUCGGCUUCGAGGCGGUUAUGAGGAUACGCUGCACCAAAGGCUUGUCCAUCCACACGUUCCACGGGAACUUCUUUGUGCGCUCGACGGACCUGCUGUCCCUGGCCAACAUCAACCCAGACUCGGGCUUCGCCGUGCAGAUGUCUAUAGAGGAGAGCCUGGCCGACACCGCACUGGCCUGCUUCCAGUCUGCGCUGCUGUACACCUCCAGCAAAGGGAAGAGGCGCAUCAGGGUCCAUACUCUGUGUCUGCCAGUGGUGAGCCAGCUUAGUGAUGUAUAUGCCGGGGCUGACGUUCAGGCCAUCACCUGCCUCCUAGCCAACAUGGCCAUUGACCGGUCGAUCUCGUCAAGCCUGUCGGAUGCCAGGGAUGCCCUGGUGAAUGCGGUGGUGGACUCUCUGAGUGCAUACAAGAACACUGUAUCUAAUAUCCAGCAGUCUGGUCUCAUCGCCCCUGCAGCCCUGUGUCUCUUCCCCCUCUACGUGCUGGCACUACUCAAACAGAAAGCACUGCGCUUGGGGACCAGCACCAAGCUAGACGAGCGUGUCUUCGCCAUGUGUGAGUUCAAGAGCCAGCCGCUGCAGCAGAUCAUGCGCGCGGUCCACCCCGACCUCUACCGCCUGGACACCAUGUCAAACCAGGGGGCUCUCCACCUGAACGACUGCAUAGUACCCCAGCCCCAUCUGCUGCACCUCACGGCUGAGAAGCUGACCAGAGAAGGAGCGUUCCUCAUGGACUGUGGCAGCGUCUUUUACUUGUGGAUUGGGAAAUGCUGUAAUGAUGUGUUCAUUCGGGACGUGUUGGGAUGCCCAAACCACGCUUCUAUACCCCCUAACAUGACCCAAAUUCCUGAGUUGGAAACCCCUCUGUCUGAACGACUGCGUGCACUUCUCGUCUGGCUACAGGACUCGAGAACCUUCAGCUCAACUCUUCACGUCGUGAAGGACGAUGCUACAGCGAAGACCAGCUUUUUCCAGCACUUGGUAGAGGACCGGUCGGAGUCGGCCCUCUCCUACUACGAGUUCCUGCUCCACAUCCAGCAGCAGAUGUCCAAGUAGAACACAUUGAGCAGAAGGCCCCUUGAACGUGGCACAUGACAAACCGAAAGCUCCCUCAGACUGACUGUAGUGAGGUAGUAGGACCACCGAUGGACAACGCUACCACCCCAACCCCACCGAACCCCUAGCUCUCUGGUCAACCGCGGCCUAUGACUGUGGGAGGCUGGUGGAAGGACCAAAGUGAAGAUGACUUCCGGAGUUGAAGUGAAGGAAUUGGCGUUUUGGACUCACGGAGCAAGUUGUGCGCUCUGAACAGGCUGCUGCUUCAACCAGCUCGAUGGCUUGAACCCUUCCCCCUAUUGUCUCUCAGCCACUUUCGUAGCUCCACGUAGCAUCUCUCCCCAAGAGAAAGCAAGGAGAGGCUGCUACUUCAUCUGAUUAAGUUGACUCUUCUCCGACACGCCCCCGCAUGUUGUGGUAUCAUAGUUUAUCAUACAUGCUCCCCAUCCCUGUUCCAUUUUCUCUUCUUUUCAAACACAUUGACAUACGAGUACAGCAUCCCCUCUCCUUGUUUUCACUGUGUGGUUUGGAGCUGCAUCUUUCACCAUUGUGUUUGCUGCUGCUAGUCGGGUGAUUGGCUCCCCUCUGCUUAACAGGAUGCUAGUCAAGUGUUUGAAGACCCUGGCCCCUCCCCCUGCUGUUCAAACCCUGUGUUGUCUAGAUUAAACUGAAACCCCUGAACAUUUCCCCCCUCUUGUUUUUCGAGCCGCUACCAGAAGUUGCUGUCCACUUUGUAACUAGUGAAAAUAAUAUUUUAUGUGCGAUAAUUUAUGACGAGCUUAUUAAAUAAAAUGAAACAGUA